UGGGCGCCGUGGGCGCGGACUGCGCGGGCUACGCGGGUGCCGAGGAGCGCGAGGCGCGGAGACGGCGCACCUGGGGUGGCCCUGGCGUGCGGGCGGCAACAUGGAGGACGGCGUGCUCAAGGAGGGCUUCCUGGUCAAGAGGGGCCACAUUGUCCACAACUGGAAGGCGCGAUGGUUCAUCCUUCGGCAGAACACGCUGGUGUACUACAAGCUUGAGGGGGGUCGGAGAGUGACCCCUCCCAAGGGCCGGAUCCUCCUCGAUGGCUGCACCAUCACCUGCCCCUGCCUGGAGUAUGAAAACCGACCACUCCUCAUUAAGCUGAAGACUCAAACAUCCACAGAGUACUUCCUGGAGGCCUGUUCUCGAGAGGAGCGGGAUGCCUGGGCCUUUGAGAUAACCGGGGCUAUUCAUGCAGGGCAGCCGGGGAAGGUCCAGCAGCUGCACAGCCUGAGAAACUCCUUCAAGCUGCCCCCGCACAUCAGCCUGCAUCGCAUCGUGGACAAGAUGCACGAUAGCAGCACCGGAAUCCGUUCAAGCCCCAACAUGGAGCAGGGAAGCACCUAUAAAAAGACCUUCCUCGGCUCCUCCCUGGUGGACUGGCUCAUCUCCAACAGCUUCACGGCCAACCGUCUGGAGGCGGUGACCCUGGCCUCCAUGCUCAUGGAGGAGAACUUCCUCAGGCCCGUGGGUGUCCGAAGCAUGGGAGCCAUUCGCUCUGGGGAUCUGGCCGAGCAGUUCCUGGAUGACUCCACAGCCCUGUAUACUUUUGCUGAGAGCUACAAAAAGAAGAUAAGCCCCAAGGAAGAAAUUAGCCUGAGCACUGUGGAGUUAAGUGGCACGGUGGUGAAACAAGGCUACCUGGCCAAGCAGGGGCACAAGAGGAAAAACUGGAAGGUGCGUCGCUUUGUCCUAAGGAAGGAUCCAGCUUUCCUGCAUUACUACGACCCUUCCAAAGAUGAGAACAGGCCAGUAGGUGGGUUUUCUCUUCGUGGUUCACUCGUGUCUGCUCUGGAGGAUAAUGGCGUUCCCACUGGGGUUAAAGGGAAUGUCCAGGGAAACCUCUUCAAAGUGAUUACUAAGGAUGACACACACUAUUACAUUCAGGCCAGCAGCAAGGCUGAGCGAGCUGAGUGGAUUGAAGCUAUCAAAAAGCUAACAUGACAAGGACCUGAGGGAAUCAGGAUUCCUCCCUCCUACCAGAUGACACAGACAGGAGUUCCUGGAGAAUGGGAGUAUGUUAAGACUUUUCACUUCUUUGUAAGUUUUGUACUGCUUUGGAGAGUGAAUGCUGAAGAGUUCCUCAGAUUACAAACAGCAGUGGUGCCAUUUCCUUCCCCAUCUUGAUGUUACAAACCUGGAAAGGCUAGAACAGCCAUCAGGCGUCAGCAUCUUGACUUUUCCCCAGCAUCACAAACAGCCAUUUCCUCGGGCACCAAAGUAGGUUCCCUUUGUUGGAACAAUUACACUGGCCAUGCCAUAAUGUUGAAUAAAACUCUCUUCUUAUG
Molecule: messenger RNA, 1506 nt
Organism: Nomascus leucogenys (northern white-cheeked gibbon)
Lineage: Eukaryota; Metazoa; Chordata; Mammalia; Primates; Hylobatidae
Gene: PLEK2
Product: pleckstrin 2
Biological process (GO): intracellular signal transduction; actin cytoskeleton organization
Cellular component (GO): plasma membrane
Source: RefSeq, a predicted model, not a curated record